Antrostomus carolinensis (chuck-will's-widow) is the source of this 3494-nucleotide messenger RNA. RefSeq names its product protein phosphatase 1 regulatory subunit 9A (gene PPP1R9A). Lineage: Eukaryota; Metazoa; Chordata; Aves; Caprimulgiformes; Caprimulgidae. Gene Ontology annotation, biological process: calcium-mediated signaling; neuron projection development; actin filament organization. The record is from RefSeq and is a predicted model, not a curated record. The transcript is spliced from 17 exons. Gene Ontology annotation, cellular component: dendrite; cytoplasm; postsynaptic density. The coding region runs from base 1 to 2370 and encodes 789 amino acids. Gene Ontology annotation, molecular function: actin filament binding.
AUGCUUCAACCCUCUUUUGAAGCCUCUGUUGUUCUUUCAGAAGUCUUAUCACUAAGGAUCCAAGUGAAUGACCAAAUUGUGGAAGUUGAUGGCAUCAGUCUGGUUGGUGUUACACAAAAUUUUGCUGCAACUGUUCUUAGAAACACCAAAGGGAAAGUCAGGUUUGUAAUUGGACGAGAAAAACCAGGACAAGUGAGUGAGGUUGCACAGCUGAUUAGCCAAACUCUAGAACAAGAACGCCGCCAGAGAGAGCUGCUGGAGCAGCAUUAUGCACAGUAUGAUGCAGAUGAUGAUGAGACAGGGGAAUAUGCUACAGAUGAAGAAGAUGAAGACAUGGGACCUGUCCUUCCAGGAGGUGACAUGGCUAUUGAAGUGUUCGAUCUCCCUGAAAAUGAUGACAUGUUCUCCCCCAGUGAUGUGGACACCAGCAAGCUUGCUCACAAAUUCAAAGAGUUGCAAAUCAAACAUGCAGUUACAGAAGCUGAAAUUCAGAAGCUGAAGACGAAGCUGCAGGCUGCUGAAAAUGAGAAGGUGAGGUGGGAAUUGGAGAAGACCCAACUCCAGCAGAACAUUGAGGAGAAUAAGGAAAGGAUGAUGAAAUUAGAGAGUUAUUGGAUUGAGGCACAAACCCUGUGUCACACGGUGAAUGAGCACCUCAAGGAGACGCAAAGCCAGUAUCAGGCUCUGGAGAAGAAAUAUAACAAGGCAAAGAAAUUAAUCAAGGAUUUUCAGCAAAAAGAACUUGACUUCAUCAAACGCCAGGAAGCUGAACGAAAGAAAAUAGAAGAUUUGGAGAAAGCACACCUUGCAGAGGUUCAAGGCUUACAAGCUCGUAUACGAGACUUGGAAACAGAAGUUUUCAGGCUAAUGAAGCAAAAUGGGAGCCAGGUUAACAAUAACAACAACAUUUUUGAAAGGCAGACAUCUUUCGGAGAAGUUUCCAGAGGAGAUCCAGUGGAAAAUCUAGAUACUAAGCAAGUGUCCUGCCUGGAUGGCUUAAGUCAAGAUUUCAAUGAAGCAGUGCCAGAAACAGAGAGACUGGACUCCAAAGCUCUGAAGACUCGAGCUCAGCUUUCAGUGAAGAACAAGCGGCAGAGGCCUUCUAGAACAAGGCUGUAUGAUAGCAUCAGUUCUACUGAUGGAGAGGACAGCCUUGAACGAAAGCUGUCAAACAGUUACAGUAGUCCCAUGCACAUUUCAAAAUCACCACUGCCCUUAUGCAUGAGAGCAUCCUCACCAGCAUCAGAUUCUGGUGCUUCCUCUCUCUCCCCUGUGGCUAGCAGUGCAGCAAUCUCACUUGACAACUUAACUGAAAACCAAGAAGAAGGACAACACCACAAAGGAGGUGUCCUUUCCCUGCAUGCUCGGGGAGACACUCCACUUUCCUCUCCUUCAAAAUCUGGGCACAGCUCUGAAGCAUCUCCUUUGAAUCACCCAGCUGGCAGGAAUAUUUUACAGGAUAAAGAUGGUGCCACAUGUGCUCAGGCAGCAAGAACAACUAGCCCUACUGUAGGGCAUACAGAAAAACUAAAGCGAAAACUUGCAGAUCUUGGGGCUCCCUUGAGAAGGAGUUCAAACAAGGGCAAGAAGCGGAAAGAGAAAGAAGCUAUGAGGGUGAUCUGUGGCAGUAGGACCGCCAGAGAGAUGCUGCAGAAAUCAGCAAACACUAAAUCUUUAUCAGAGCGAUCCUCCUCUCUCCCACACUGUGUACCAUUCACAUGGUAUGGAGAGAGUGGCAAGGGAUCCAAUUCUUCUAGCAACCUGCCAUCGCCCACCAGCUCAACUGAACCUUCUUCUGAAAAUAUAAGUCCAGCUAAAAAAGGGUCGAAGAAUUUCACGUUCAAUGAUGAUUUCAGUCCCAGCAGCACAAGUUCAGCUGAUCUGAGCGGUUUAGGAGCAGAACCUAAAACCCCAGGUUUCUCACACUCCUUAGCACUGUCAUCAGAUGAGAGCCUGGAUAUGAUUGAUGAUGAGAUCCUUGACGAUGGACAGUCUCCUAAGCACAGUCAGUGUCAGAGUCGUGCUGUUCAGGAGUGGAGCGUGCAGCAGGUUUCCCACUGGUUAAUGAGCCUGAACCUUGAACAGUAUGUUUCUGAAUUCACUGCCCAAAAUAUUAAUGGGGAGCAUCUCCUUCAGCUGGAUGGGAGUAAGCUCAAGGCUCUUGGUAUGACAUCUUCCCAGGACAGAGCAAUCAUUAAAAAAAAGCUAAAGGAAAUGAAAACAUCCUUGGAGAAAGCUCGCAAAGCUCAAGAGAAAAUGGAAAAGCAAAGGGAAAAGCUUAGGAAGAAGGAACAAGAGCAACUGCAGAGGAAAUCGAAGAAAACAGACAAAUCUUCAUCAGAUGCAACAGAGGGCACUAAUGAGCAGUGAUAAGCAGAAGUGCUGCUGGAAAGUGGAGGCACUUCAAGGGAAGAGAAGCUCAUAUCCACUCUGGUGCCCCUUCAGCUUUCUUGUAUUCAUGACACAAGAGUGUGUACGGAGAAAUGGGGCUAUACAUAGAAUGACUAGGAAGAGUUAUAUUGUGUAGUUUUAUUUUCCUGCAUAUCCAGUUCACGCUCGUUGCUGUUGCCAUGUGAAACAACCCCAGCCCCUCAGUUUGUUUUGUUGUUGUUGACAGCUAACAGAUUUCAUAUUUGUGUGGUGGUGUUUCCUUCCAAACUACUCUUCUCUAUUGAGCUCUGUAUGUUUGGUCACUUGAGUAACCAGCAUGAUGCUGAGGAGCAUGGUCCAGUGCUUCACCUCUUCUGAAUAGGAUGGACAGUCAAAAUGAUUGGUGAACAUUUCUUCAGCUGGGUAAAAGGAGUUGUACUCUGUCUGAUAAGGGUUGACUUAACUUUCUAACUGGAAGUUCAGCUUCUUUACGGUGUUUGGAUACUCAGUUCCGUCUACUGGAGUAAGUUUCAUCUUGCGUCAGUACCUUGAAGCAACACUGCUCUGGAAACACAACUAUUCAGUGACGUCUUAUUAUACACUGGAGAUAAAGACAGGAGAGUCAAUAUUCCCCCUGGGUAAAAGACAGGAGGUGAAACUCUUUCUGUUAACUGUACAAUAGUUAAUCCAGGAAGGAGGCAAAGCCUUAAAUGAUUACGUGGGUUUACACGGAAAUCUGAGGAUAACAUUUAUCCUUUGGAUAUCUGAGCAAGGAUGAAUUUCUAACUAGAGCACAGCGUAUAGAUCUGUAUAAAUUUAAUUGUGCUCCCAAUGUGUAGGCAACUUUCUUGUAGCACACUCUGCUUUCUUUUUCACGUGUUUUGAACAAGAAACUGGGCUUAUUUGGUUUUGGGGGGGUUUUUUCCGAGAAAAACACCACAACUUCAGAUUCAUUCUCCAGAAGGCAUCGGGAGAAUAAGCUUUGUGCUGUGCUGUUACGAAGCUGUUGUUGGAAGUUAUUAUCAAACUUGAGUCUGCUGAAGAUUUUCAUUUUUUACAGAAGUGCACUUUAAGAAGAGGAAGACGAGGGAUUCUGCUUAAAAUUAAAUUCAGUAUGUUGCUGU